GGAAACAUAUUUCUUUUUUAGUAUAUAAAGAGGUCAAUGAAAGGUCUGGGUUGGACAGUCGAAUCGGAUAUAUUUGAAGAUUACACACCCAUUGGCAAACUGGAGUUUGAAAACAUAAUAGCAAAAUUAAAUCCUAAUGCAAAAAGAUAUCUGACGCUAGCUUGUCAUUUUGAUUCCAAGUAUACGAGAGAGAGGGAUUUUAUUGGAGCUACAGACAGUGCUGUGCCAUGCGCUCAAUUAAUUAAUUUGGCUACUAUUAUGAAUAAAUAUUUGACUAAACAACAGGAUAUUAGCUUGAUGUUUAUCUUUUUCGAUGGGGAAGAAGCGUUUAAAGAAUGGGGUCCAAAUGAUUCGAUUUACGGUGCUAAACACUUAGCUAAAAAAUGGGAUAAUAAAAUAAUUAAUGAUGAAGGAAAUCAUUUCUCUGAAUUGGAUAGAAUGGACAUGUUGGUCCUCCUUGACUUGCUAGGCGCACCUAAUCCGGCUUUUUACAAUUACUUUAAAAACACCGAGAAAUGGCACUCCUUAUUACUUAGCACCGAAAACAAAUUAGCUCAAAUGAGAAAAUUUGAAUCGUAUUCAUAUAACAAACCGGAACAGAGAUAUUUUCAAUCGUACUCAUUCAAUCCGCAUAUUGAAGAUGACCAUAUCCCCUUUUUGAAGAGAGGUGUGCCCAUUUUGCAUAUAAUACCGAUCUCUUUCCCGCCCUUCUGGCACAAAUCUGGCCCUUUUAGUGACAAUCGACACAAUAUUGACUUGAAAACUACAGAGAAUAUCAAUAAGAUACUUAGGGUAUUUGUCGCUUCGUAUUUACAUUUGCCGAAUGUCUAAAUUAAGAAAUGUUAUUCCGAAGAAAUAAUUAACAACAAUUGCGCGUGUCCCAAGCAAAUGCGCAAAAAGGGCAUUUAUUAUGAUUGAACCUCGGUUUAAAAGGCUGAGAACUGAAACAAAAAAGAUUUCCAGCAAUAAAUUAUUUUUAUAAAACAAUAAUUAUGUACCAUA
Wasmannia auropunctata (little fire ant) is the source of this 1002-nucleotide messenger RNA. RefSeq names its product glutaminyl-peptide cyclotransferase-like. The coding region runs from base 37 to 831 and encodes 264 amino acids. Lineage: Eukaryota; Metazoa; Arthropoda; Insecta; Hymenoptera; Formicidae. The record is from RefSeq and is a predicted model, not a curated record. Gene Ontology annotation, molecular function: glutaminyl-peptide cyclotransferase activity; zinc ion binding. The transcript is spliced from 4 exons.